AAAAUAACUGAAAUACACGCACACGCACACAGGCACAUGCACACACAUACACACACACGCACUCAGAUGAUUAGAAAUGUACUAACACUAAUGAUUGUUAGUAAGUAAUUUACUUAUCAAAGUGUUAACUAUACACACAUAUUUACUAUUCAAGUAUUUGUUAUACAGACAUGCCUACUCACAUUGGAUACACUCAAUGUAGUUCAUGAUAUCUAAUUAUAUUGAUAAUGUAUAUCUACAUUUCUAUACAGAUUUAUACAAUAAAUGAAUGUUACAUACCUAAUGUAGGUUGAUCAUCAUAUGAUUAUUAGAAUCUGAUGAUUUGUUUGUUAUUUUGUUUGGAAUUCAUUUUAUGUAUAUAAAUCAAAUCACAAAUUCUUGAAACAUUCUAUACAUCGUCUAACUUUAGUUCUUCAAUUCUUCUUCAAUUCAUUCAACACUUCAAUACUUCAAUCCUUUGACAAUGUCAAUAAAUCAAUUAACUCAAGAACAAUGGGAUGAUCUAUUUCAUAAAUAUAAAUCAUUACGUGAAUCUAAUAAUAUUGCAUGGGAUGAUAUAAAAAGUGCAUUAGAACUUGUUGGUGUCUCUUUAGCUGGUCAUGAAAUAAGAGAUUUAUUAGGACAACAAAGAAAUUGGCUUAAUCCAGAUGAAUUUCAUGAAUUAUAUAAAAAAGCUAAAGAUAUGAAAGAUACAACAAAAGCUAUUAGUAAAGCAUUAUUAUUAAAACAUGCUGAAGAUGUAAAGUCAUUUACUGUUGGCAAAAAUGAUACUGAUACUCGACAUUCAGUUAGUAAAGCAGAAGAACGAGGUUUUACACUUUGGAUCAAUAAACGUUUGGGUCAUGAUGUAGAAUUACAAGAUGGAAUUCUACCAGUUGAUCCAUCAGUUGAUGGUCAAUUAUAUCAACGAUGUAAAAAUGGAAUAUUAUUGUGUAAACUCGUCAAUGUGGCCAGUCCAAAUACUAUUGAUGAACGAAGUAUAAAUAGAGGACCUAGUUUGAAAAAUGUUUUCAAUGUUCAUGAAAAUCUUACACUGGCUGUUAAUUCAGCUGCUUCUAUUGGAUGUUGUGUAGUAAAUACUGGUCCAGAGGAUAUUAUGCAAGGUAAACGACACAUUGUUCUAGGAUUAAUUUGGCAAUUAAUUCGUCGUGGAUUAAUCGAUACAAUUACAUUGAACAGACAUAAAGAAUUAAUAGCUUUAUUACAUGAUGGAGAAACUGCUGAAGAUUUAUCUACAUUAAAACCAGAAGAAUUAUUAAUGCGUUGGGUUAAUUAUCAUUUACAUCGAGCUGGUUGUGAUAGACGUAUAACAAAUUUCAAUUCUGAUUUAGCUGAUUCAGUUGUAUAUGCUCAUUUAAUGGAACAAAUUGUUCCCAUAGAUAAACGUUGUAAAUUAAUGUCUGCUAGUGAAAUUUUAAGUUCAACUAGUCGUCAAGAAAGAGCAAUGAAUGUAUUGAAUAAUAAUGAAACAUUGGGUACACCAUUUACACUUUCACCAGAAGAUAUUUAUUUAGCUGGAGAAAAGAAUAAUGAUAAUCGUGAUCGUUUAAAUUUAGCAUUUCUUGCUACAUUAUUCAAUAUGUAUCCAGGUUUAGAUGCACGUCGUGAUGAUUUUAUAGUAGAAGGUGAAACAUUAGAAGAAAGAACUUAUAGAAAUUGGAUUAAUUCACUUGGUGUUAAACCAUAUGUAACUCAUUUAUAUACUGAUCUUAGUAAUGGUUUAGUAUUAUUACAAUUAUUUGAAAAAAUUAAACCUGGUUCAGUCGAUUGGUCAUUAGUGGAUCAAGAUUUUGAUCCAAAACGUCGUUUAUUUCAAGAAACAGGCAAUUGUAAUUUAGUUAUUGAUUCAGCUCAAUCAAUGAAUAUACGUUUUGUUAAUGUCAGUGGUAAAGAUAUACAAAAACGUGAUCGUAAAUUAGUAUUGGGCGUGUGUUUCACAUUGAUGCAAGCGUAUAUAUUUAAAUUACUUCAUGAAGUAAGUUUUAUGAUUCAUUUAUAUGUUAAGUUUAUUAUUUAAUGACUUAAAAUGAUAUUGAGAUUGGAUUUCUUCAAAUCUACCCCUAUACUAGGUGAAAUGAACAGUCUAGGUAGCCUGUGGUUGAGUUUACACGGUGCAUUUCUUAACCAUCUCAGUGGAUGAAGAUUUAUAAUUCACGUUGUAUCUUUUGUCUAAUUUCAGCGUCCCUUACUUUACCGUUACACGUAGUUUAUACUAUUAUAAAUCAUAGUUUACACUCAUACAGUUACUCCAGGUGGUAUCGAUAUUCCACAUGAUGAUCGUGAUAUAUUAACAUGGGUGAAUGGACAAAUGAAUGAAGCUAAAGCUAAACCAAUUCAUAGUUUUCGUGAUCCAGCAUUAGCUACUGGUAUACCUAUAUUACAAUUAUUAGAACAUAUUAAACCUAAUUCAACAAAUAAAGAAAUAUGGUUAGGUAAUAAUGUAGACGAUGCAUCUAUACGUCAAUAUGCUAUAUCUUGCUGUCAUAAAGCCGGUGCUCGUGUAUUCACAUUACCGGAACAUCUUGAAGAAUUAAAUGGUAAAAUGAUUUUAACAUUAUUUGCUUCAUUACAAUUAUUAUAUUAUAAUUUAAAACAAAAAGCUGAAAAUAAACAUAAUCGUACGAAAAAUACAGAAUUAAAAUGGUUAAAAUUAAAUGACGACAAUAAAAUUAAUGGAACUGAAUAAGAGAAAGAGCUCAAAACAACAAAAAAAAACUAUUCAUCAUUGACCUUCAAUGACUAUUAGUUUCUUUUCUUUUUUUCUUUUUUUCUUUUCUUUUUUUCUUUUCUCUUUUUUUGAACAUUCACAUGGAUAUUGUAAUUCAUAUUGAUUUUGAAAAAGAUGAAGAAGGGGGGGGGGGGAAACUCAGUCUCUUUGUUGCUAACGUUUAAAUGAAUCAAAUUGUUUAUAGAAGAAAAAAAAUGUUUUUUUUCAUUUUUCUCUAAAAAAAAGAAAAAAAAUAGAAAAAAAAGAAAACUGAAUUGAUUUUUGAUGGAAUAUUCAUUUUAGUCAAGACAUACUUUUUUCUUCUUUUUUGGGGGGGGGAGGGUUUGGUUACUUAGAGAAUUUGUUUAAUUGAAUGUAUCUGAUUGUUUAGUAAAUGAAAUCAAAUGAGUUAAAUCACUUACUUGUUUGAUAUGUAACCUUCUUUUGUUUGUUUUUUUUUGUUUUUUGUUUUUUUUAUUCUCUCCAAAAAGUAAAAAAACUUCAUUUGCAUUGUUUUGAUAAACUAAUUAAUCAAAUAAAUUAUAUAUUUUCAUUAAGC
Schistosoma bovis is the source of this 3266-nucleotide messenger RNA. The record is from the annotation of a GenBank genome assembly. NCBI's taxonomy places the organism in Eukaryota, Metazoa, Platyhelminthes, Trematoda, Strigeidida, Schistosomatidae.